Molecule: messenger RNA, 3549 nt
Organism: Xiphophorus hellerii (green swordtail)
Lineage: Eukaryota; Metazoa; Chordata; Actinopteri; Cyprinodontiformes; Poeciliidae
Product: E3 ubiquitin/ISG15 ligase TRIM25-like
Molecular function (GO): zinc ion binding
Source: RefSeq, a predicted model, not a curated record
AUGGCUCAGAGAGGAGUCCAGCAGGAGAAAAUCUCUUGUUCCAUCUGUUUGGAUCUACUGAAGGAUCCGGUGACUAUUCCUUGUGGACACAGUUACUGUAUGAACUGCAUUAAAGACUGCUGGGAUGGAGAAGAUCAGAGGAGAAUCUACAACUGUCCUCAGUGCAGGAAAACCUUCAGGCAGAGACCUGUCCUCAAAAAAAACAUCAUGCUAGCAGAGUUGGUGGAAGAUUUGAAGAAGACUGGACUAAAAGCUGCUCCAGCUGAUCACUGCUAUGCUGGACCUGAUGAUGUGGCCUGUGAUGUCUGCACUGGGAGGAAGAUGAAAGCUGUCAAGUCCUGCUUAACGUGUUCAGCUUCUUACUGUGGGGAUCACCUCCAACCUCACUAUUAUACUCCACCAUUAAAAAUGCACAAGCUGGUGAAUCCAUCCCAGAAGCUGCAGGAGAGUAUCUGCUCUUGUCAUAAUAGGGUGUUGGAGAUCUUCUGUCAUACUGAUCAGCAGUGUAUCUGUUAUCUCUGCACUAUGGAUGAACAUAAAGGCCAUGAAACAGUCCCAGCUGCAGCAGAAAGGGCUGAGAAGCAGAAGAAGCUCCAGGAGAGACGACAACAAAUCCAUCAGAGAAUCCAGGACCAAGAGAAAGAUGUGAAGCUGCUUCAACAGGAGGUGGAGGCCAUCAAUGUCUCUGCUGAUAAAGCAGUGGAGGACAGUGAGAAGAUCUUCACUGAGCUGAUCCGUCUCCUCCAGGAAAGAAGCUCUGAUGUGAAGCAGCAGAUCAGAUCCCAGCAGGAAACUGAAGUGAGUCGAGUCAAAGAUGUUCAGGAGAAGCUGGAGCAGAAGAUCACUGAGCUGAAGAGGAAAGACGCUGAGCUGGAGCAGCUCUCACACACAGAGGAUCACAUCCAGUUUCUCCUCAACUACCCCUCACUGCCAGCACUCAGUGAGUCUAAAGGCUCAUCCAGGAUCGAUAUCUGUCCUCUGAGACACUUUGAGGACGUGGCACCAGCUGUGUCAGAGCUCAGAGAUCAACUACAGGACGUCCUGAGAGAAACAUGGAGAAACAUCUCAGAUGCAGUAGCUAGAGUGGAGAUUCUACUGUCAGAACUAGAACCAACUGCCAUGGAAGUGGCUGGUCAAUGUUUAAAGACUGUAUACCAUACCCCUGAUCACUCAAGUUGGACACGCAGGCCAUUCGUCCCCCCGCCCCGCUCCAUAGCCAACCCUCCACCCCCACCUGCAUCCUCUCUUUUCUCCACAGCUGAAUCCCCACCCCAACCACUCUUCCCCUCACCACCAUUAUUUAUGAUGAGAUCAAGGGGACGAGCGGGGAGACGGCUAUGAAAACCAACUGGCCUAGAAAUCUUAGUUCUGGUACUGGCACCGGGACAUUGACUGAACCAACAGUUCCUCGGAGCAGGGCCGUGCAGAGAUCUUUGGAGCUGCAGGGUUUCAUCGUUAAAAAGGUUCAUUGAACAAGAUCUUAAAACAACAUACAACAACAUAGGAACAACCCAUCAAGAAUCUAAUAUUUAAUUGGAUCCUACUGUGUCCCUGUCAUCAUGUGGGGACAAUGCAAAGCAAAUGUAGUCUUUUUUCUUGAUAGGUGUAAAGUUGUGGUUUCUGCUGCUGACAGCUGAAGGAUUGUGUUGAUCUGAGACUGUAGCUGUUAGACUAUAGGAGAGAAGGUCGCUGGUUAUGAAGUUAUGAAAUAAGCAAAUUUCCUGCUUUUUUACUAAAUAAAUCCAAAUAAUAUCUGACUGUCUAUAACAACUUGGCUGCUUUAAACAUUGAAAAAGCUCAGAGGGGUUAACUCUGCAUAAUGUUUUUGAUGUUAGCACCUCUGAGAAUUUUAAGAUUUAAAAAAUAUCAGGGCAAAGAAAAGUCAGUAGCUGCUGGUAGGGCCUGUCCAGACAUUCAGGGGCCCAUCCAGACAUUCAGGGGCCCAUCCAGACAUUCAGGGGCCCAUCCAGACAUUCAUGGGCCCCGUCCAGACAUUCAUGGGCCCCGUCCAGACCUUCAGGGGCCCCGUCCAGACAUUCAGGGGCCCCGUCCAGACCUUCAGGGGCCCAUCCAGACAUUCAGGGGCCCCGUCCAGACCUUCAGGGGCCCAUCCAGACAUUCAGGGGCCCCGUCCAGACCUUCAGGGGCCCCGUCCAGACCUUCAGGGGCCCAUCCAGACAUUCAGGGGCCCCGUCCAGACCUUCAGGGGCCCAUCCAGACAUUCAAGGGCCCGUCCAAACAUUCAAGGGCCCCUCCAGACAUUCAGGGGCCCGUCCAGACAUUCUAUAAAUACUUGAAUGUAACACAGACCACAGACCUAAAACUGUAGCAUUCAUUUCUUUUGACAAUGACGAUGCUGUUAAAUUUUACUUUAAUGUUUUCAGCAGAGAUAGAAUAAAAAUGGGUUCAGCGUCACAGAGGAGGUUUUGGUUUCCCGGCUUUAUGGGGUGGAUAUUUUCCGAUCUCUGAGCAGAUGUGUGAACCGCCUGGUAGUAACAUUAGGUUAAGGUGAAGCAGAGAGCGAACAGUGAACAGGUGGUACCGGGGAUCUGAGCUGCGUCGCGGCGACAUUCUUGGUACCGUUUCUUUAUAUCAGGAUAUCUGGUUCUGACCCACAGCGGUGGGACCGACUCAGGCUGUCUGUAGCGAACCAGGCAUUUAGUCCAGCACUGGGGCAGAAUGAUAAAAUUAAAGUUAUAAGUUUUCUCUGCAGCCGAACCAUUUGUGUGUUGGGGAGUGAGGAGGGAUUUUCCCGCUAUCACGACGAGAAUUACAAAAUAAAUAGAAACGUUCUCUAACUUCAACAUCAAACUUACAUUUUUAUUCACAAACAGGUGUAUGUUGAAUAAAAUAGUAUACAUUCUUGCCCAUAAUGUAAUAGUUGAUGCAGUUCCACCCUCCUCAACUUUACCUUGAGCCUGGUGUCUUAACAACAUGGAGGCAGAGGCACUAAUAAAAGAUGAAAAAAGUGGCUUGCAAGCAGGAAGUGAAGAUAUUUGACUAGAGGGAAUCCUCUUCAGGGAUUUUUAGUUCUUUAGAGCCACCUACUGGUAGUUUGGUGCAGCUGCAGGCAAGAAGUUCUUCAGCCACAUGCUCAGAAAAAAUGGAAGCUGGUGGAAACUCAUGUACACAGAUGUCACAGGAAACAAUCAACAAGUGAUCACUGAACUAAUGAUCCCUUAAACCGAUGAUGGGGACCCAGCAUCUCCAAGAGACUGUGGUAAUUUGGACCAAAGAAACACGAUGUGCAGAAAUUUUACAAUACUUUAAGAGUGAAUACCUCACUAGUUAUGUUUCAGGUUUUUGGUUUAAAUUGUAAUUUUCCAUACAUGAUAUAAUCUUCUUUUGUUGGUCUAAAAAGAAAGUUAAGGAGGUUAGAUUUUAAUCAUUUGAAUGAUAUGUAAUUCUGUUAGUCUUUGUUUUACAGAAAAGGCAACAAAAAAAAUGCAAGAGGAGAAUAAUCUGAGAAGUAACUAAUAAUGAUUUAAUUUGUCUUGUUUGAUAGUAGAUGAAGUCUGUGUAUUAAUAAAUGAUUCUCAUAAUCUUGCA